AUGAGCAGAAAUAAUACUCGAAGAAUCGCCGAGUUCCAAGACGACGAUUUUGGCGCGGGAAACAUCGGUAAUUUCCGAAGAACCGCUUCACUGCGGCUGCGCGGUGAGAAAAUGGUGCAGCGCUCGCCUUUAUCGGCUAGAAAAUAUAUUCCAGUAAUCACGGAAAACGGAAAUUCAAAGCGAAGCGAUGGCUCCAGAUUACCUGAGCCCAGCCAUCGUCCUCGAAGUCAAUCGUUUCAUGCAAAUUCUCAAAUCAGACCCAAAAAGUCUUGUUUAAAAAUGCAGGACUGUCUUGAUAGAAAGUUGAGUAUGACCGAUUCUGCUAAUACUCCCCCUGGCUCUCCAGAGGAUUUGCCAGAUGAUGAUUCCUUGCAUAGUUAUGGUAGCGCAGCGACGGCAGCCUCAAUCGAUGCCGGGUAUGCACCGUUUAAUGGUACAACAUUCAGUGGCAGGUCCAUGCGUUAUGUGUUGCAUUGUUCAUCACAUGCUGGCCUAGCUGGAGAGGAAUACCUUACACCAACACAACGCGCACAAAAGCAAAUCCGACGGCUAAAAAGUAUAUUGAGCCAAGCCAAAAAGGACUUGGAUAAGAAGGACAGUGAAAUAUUUCAACUAACAAAAGAAGUUGUUGAACUACGGCUUUAUAAAGCUUCAGUGUUUUCACCAGAUGAGAAAUCAAACUCAAGUGAAAUUGUUACUGUAAGAGAAAAUGAAGAGGGUAUUGAGGAGCAAAGUGUCAGGUUUAAAGAUACAUGUAGAUCUUAUGAUGUCGUGGACAGUCCCUUCAAAGACCACAGUACACCAACCAGAUGUCGGAAUGAAAUGCAGGGAUCCUUUACAGACUCGGGACACUUUGAUGACUUGACAAACUCUUCAUUGCACUCUAAAGAAUCUGUCCAUAUGUUAAUGCACGAUGCAUCCUGCAUGACUGAAUCACUAGACAGCGAUGAAGAAAGGCGUAGUUUAAUAUCAUUCUAUGAGAAGAAAAUAGAAGAUGUAAUGAGGGCACAUGUGGGUGAAACUCAGGAAAUUAAGAAAGCACAUAAUGACAAGGUAGAAGCCCUCUUGCAGAAGUUGGCAGAUGUGAAUACAAGAUACUGUGAAUUGCUGCCAAAUUAUGAACAGGCCAAGGAACGGAUUCAUGUUCUAGAAAAGCAGUUAGAUGAAGCCAGUCGGCAGCUACAGGAUGAGGAGAAUCGCCAACGAGCUUUGUACCUGCAAAUGUAUAAUAAGGGAAUGGAAGCAGCUAAGUUUCAGUUUGACAAGGAAGUUGAUGGAGAAGGAUCUCAGAACCAGUUGAGCCGAGUGUCAGUUGAAGAGCUCCUAGAGCAGCUACAGAUUACCCAGACUGAGCUCGAAAACGUCCGAGAUACAGCAUUCGCAACGGACAGAACAGCAUCACAAGUACUUCUAAGUGCAAAGGAGGCUGUUUCUUUAUGGGUCCUAGGAGCGAGAAAGGCAAUGUACCGUCGUAUCGUUGAGUCACAAAAGGGCGCCAAGUCUAACGUUGACCCAGAAGUUACGCUACAAUUCCUAAAAUCGGCGAUAUACUACUUCCUUACUGACCCGGAAAACCAUCAAGGACACCUAAACGCUAUCGAAAAUAUCCUGGGUUUCACUGAAGCCGAGAAGAAAAACAUAAGAAAAGCAAGAUUAACAUAG
Molecule: messenger RNA, 1662 nt
Organism: Pieris macdunnoughi
Lineage: Eukaryota; Metazoa; Arthropoda; Insecta; Lepidoptera; Pieridae
Source: the annotation of a GenBank genome assembly